GAGAACAAGACAGUGAGGUUUAGAGAGAGGGAGGGAGAGCAGGCAGGGAACCAGAGCCAGCAUUGAAGAGACGGAGAGCACCAACACAUAAGAUAACAAGAGAUACGCGUGGGAACAGCAGCCCUCAGAAAAGCAGAAACAGAGAUAUAGAGGCACAGAAUAGGGUAGUCACGGCCUGUGGCUCUGUCUGUGAGUGAUACAGUGAGCCUCCACGGUUCUCUUGAGGCCGUGGCAGCCAUGGCGUCGGAGUCUAGCACCCAGUCCAGGGUGAUGUUUCAGGUGCAGGACAAAACAGAGGAGCCGGCGCAUCGUAAGCUGGGCAAGCUGACAGUUAAAUACAACCGUAAGGACCUGCAGAGGAGGCUGGAUAUUGAGGAGUGGAUCGACGGACAGCUGCACUUGCUCUUUGACUGUGAGGAAGAAGAAAUCCCAGAGUUAGAAAUAGACAUAGAUGAGCUACUGGAGUUAUCGGACGAAGGACAAAGAACCCGGCUGCAGGAGCUGCUGCAGGAAUGUGGAAAGCCAAAAGAGGACUUUAUCAACGGGCUGCUCUACAGGAUAAAGGGUCUACGCAAAAUGUCGGGUCCUUUGAAAAAAUAACUAUAGGUCAAAUUAAGACAUAAGACAAUGUUGAACCUCUUAUCUUCCCAUCUCCAGCGUGGUAACCUUUUGGAUGCCUGUAUGUGCGGUUCGCAUGUUGGUUGGACUUUUCCUGGCAUCCUGGGUCAGCAUCAAAACACCAGAGCAGGAGGGUUGUGAAUGGAUUUUAUUUUCACUUUAAUCUAUGGACUGUUAGAACAUUUUGUCUCCCAUUAACAUACCAAUAAUGUACAAGUGAUGAAUAUUGUAAUGACUAUUACUCAGAUGGAUUUUUUUCUGUAAGACUGUACUUUUUUUGUUUGCUUAUUUAUGUACAUAAAUAUUUUGUUCAGGUAACAGUGUUGUCAGAAUAAAACUGAACAUUUUCAAAAGAAA
Messenger RNA from Melanotaenia boesemani (Boeseman's rainbowfish), 975 nucleotides. It is a transcript of the gene ppp1r14d, whose product is annotated as protein phosphatase 1 regulatory inhibitor subunit 14D. Lineage: Eukaryota; Metazoa; Chordata; Actinopteri; Atheriniformes; Melanotaeniidae. The record is from RefSeq and is a predicted model, not a curated record. Gene Ontology annotation, cellular component: cytoplasm. Bases 238 to 600 code for a protein of 120 amino acids. Gene Ontology annotation, molecular function: protein serine/threonine phosphatase inhibitor activity. Gene Ontology annotation, biological process: regulation of phosphorylation. The transcript has 4 exons.